CCCUCAUUUAGAUUCCAUCACUCGUCAGCUGUCGGUUCGCGUUUGGUGGAAGUGCAUCGAUUUUGCUAUCAAAUCUAAUCUUAUUUAACGUUCGCUCUGAUACAUAUUAAAUAUUUGUGUUCCUUGCAUACUUUGUGAUUUGGACUUGUGGUUUGUAGACUGAUGGAAGAAUCCCAAGACAAAGCAUCGGAGCCCUUCCCCGGGCCGACGGCCAGGAAGAAGCUGGAGAGGUAUCAACGUGUACAGCAUGAACAAGAUGAUGCCACUUCGGUUUCCAAGCGCAAGUAUAUCGCAUGCUCUUCAGAAAGUUUGAGAUCAACCGGUGUGAGAACCAGAAGAAUGGAGUCCCAAAGUCCGCCAAAGAAGAAUGAAGAUGAAGCCACUUCGAUUACCAAGCCCAAUGAUAUCCCAGGCUCUUCGAAAAGGUCAACCAAAAGCCCGCCAAAGCAGUGCUGCCCUUGUGAUGAGACCUUAAACCCAGAAGUUGAAAAACGUUGGAUCUGGAUCAAAGAUAAAAAUCAAUACUUGUGUUCGAAAUGCGGCGCUAUUCCACCGGUCAGAUCCCACACACCAACCGGCAACGACAGCUUGCCACAAUCAGCCUUAAAUUCAAGUCAACUAGCAAAUCUUACCGAUGAGAAUAAAGACAUCGAGAAUGUUAAAAAUGAGUCUACGGAACGUGAAGCAGAUUCCUCCAAAAUAACAGAAUCUCCACAAUUUAAGGCGAGUCCGCAGGUGAAAAAAGAUGUGGCCCACAAAAACAGCAAUCUCUGGGUAUACUUUGGAAUCCCCUUGGUGAUUGUAAUUGUUGCCAUUGGGGCAUAUUAUGCCAUUGGGGCAUGGUAUGGCUCAAAUUCCCUCAAGCAAACAGGAUCCAGUUGCGAAAAUUUUCUCCAACUUCGCUCCAAGUAUCCCAAGAUGGACGACGGGUUGUGGUCCACUUUGAUCGUGGGCGUCAAUCUAUCCCUCAACCAGGACCCGGGCGAACCGGCCACUUUCAUCUUCUUGUACAAUUCCUCCAGCGUGGGUGAAAUGCUCCUAGACGACGUCACUCGCAUUGCCAUCGAUUGUUUCGGCAGCAAGGGAGCCAUCUGGCGCACGAGCAACGACUUCAAAUCAACCGAAAUCGCCGAGGACUACGGAAACGUCCUGGAUCGGCACCGGGAAGAGCUGAAAUCGAAAAAGAUCCUUGUGGUGCGGGAUCUAGACCAAGUGCCCCCAACGGCGGCCAAGAUAUUCUUCACCAUUUGCGACACGUACGAGCCGUUGGUCCACAAGGCGAUGAUAUUCUUCACCAUUGAUAUCUCCCGGCAGCCGGAGCAGGUUGUCGAGCAGGAUCGCAGUGCCACCUCGAUCGCCGAGGACAUUUUGAAGGGCUUGUGGCGCAAGGAGCUGCAACCGAACACGCUGAAUCCGCUGGUGGUGCGACUGACGGAAAACGUUUUCCGGAUUGACUGAUAACUAUGGUAUAAUACUAGUAGCAUGCAGCUGAAAGCUGAGCAUGCCAUACCGUAGAAUGUAAGAAAAUCUUGUUUAACGUGACAUGAAUUCACUAUAUAUUUUAUACUUUUCUAUUAUCAUC
This is a messenger RNA of Aedes albopictus (Asian tiger mosquito), 1582 nucleotides long. RefSeq lists its product as uncharacterized. Bases 163 to 1458 code for a protein of 431 amino acids. The record is from RefSeq and is a predicted model, not a curated record. NCBI's taxonomy places the organism in Eukaryota, Metazoa, Arthropoda, Insecta, Diptera, Culicidae. Gene Ontology annotation, biological process: membrane organization. The transcript has 4 exons. Gene Ontology annotation, molecular function: ATPase activator activity. Gene Ontology annotation, cellular component: membrane.